Molecule: messenger RNA, 2351 nt
Organism: Sycon ciliatum
Lineage: Eukaryota; Metazoa; Porifera; Calcarea; Leucosolenida; Sycettidae
Product: cytochrome P450 4X1-like
Exons: 16
Coding region: 283-1758 (491 amino acids)
Molecular function (GO): monooxygenase activity; iron ion binding; oxidoreductase activity, acting on paired donors, with incorporation or reduction of molecular oxygen
Source: RefSeq, a predicted model, not a curated record
UGACAGUCACGACCCCUGUCCUGAUUGUGAAAUCUGCAAGUGCAACGUUGCGAACUCCGUCAUCUCCGUACCGUCUACAUGAACUAAAUUUAUGGCUGGAUAAAUCAUUUCAAAUCCAAACCCAGCGUCGUUGUCUUCAUCUGUUGGUGGUUCAGGCAGGCAAGAAGUCGAUUCUCCCUAUUGCUCCUGGGCAAAGAUUCCUGGCCAGUACGACUCUCCAAGACAAGGCAAGGAUUGCCUGAAGCUCGACCUGGUAUCCGUCCACACCAACCUGCUUCCACCAUGCUGGCCUUUCUCAUUGCAACGGCUAUCAUUGCCUCAGCCGUGUACUCCCUCAUGAAGAUGCUUCUUGUCAUGCACAAGAUUGAAAAGUUUGCUGGGCCAACGAGAAGAUGGCUAGUUAACCUUCACCAGUUUGGACCAGGCAGGGUUGACUCUGUACUAGCUCUCACUCGUCAGUUCCAAGGCAAGAUCUUCAGAGUUUACGUGGCUCCAUGGUCGCCAUGGCUUAUAGCCAGCGACCCCGCUCACCAGAAGCAGAUCCUCAAAGGAACAGAACCGAAACUGGAGGAUGCUUACUACACGAUGGGUCCUUGGCUUGGUGAGGGGUUGCUACUUGCAUCUGGAAAGAAGUGGGUUCGCAACCGUCGCUUGCUUACGCCAGCGUUCCACUUUGAGAUCCUGAAGCCGUAUCUGGGGAUUGCUAAUUCAACCUCCGAUGUGCUGGUGGACGUCAUGUCUCAGCAUGCUGGUGAGGACGGCUACUUCAACAUCAUGCCCUACAUCAGCCGUGCCACCCUUGAUGUGCUGCUGCAAUGCUCAAUGUCUGCUCAAACCAACUGUCAGACUGAUGCCACUGAUCAUCCGUACGUUGAAGCUGUGGAAGAAGUGUCCGUUCUGACCAUGGAUCGCACUAUGAACGCCCUUUAUCGGUAUGCUUUCAUCUACGAUAUGACACCGAGUGGAAGGAAGUUUGCUAAGGCAUUGAAGAUCAUGCAUGGCAUGUCGUCCAAGAUCAUUGCAGAGCGCCGUAACGUGCUCAGCACUGGCUCCGACCAGGCACGCAAGAGCAAGUACCUUGACUUCCUGGACAUCCUCCUGACAGCCAAGGAUGAAGGCGGCAAUGGCAUGUCUGACAAAGAGAUUCGAGAUGAAGUCGACACAUUCAUGUUUGAAGGUCAUGAUACAACAGCUCAUGGCAUUGGCUGGACACUGCACUGCCUUGGUCUGAACCCAGACCAUCAGCAGAAGUGUCGCGAUGAGAUUGAUGAGCUACUCAGCGGCGGCAAUCAGGAGUUGGAAUGGGAUGAUAUGGGCAAGCUGCGUUACACUCACCAAUGUAUCCGUGAGGCGAUGCGUAUCUUCCCACCUGUGCCUGUCACUGGCCGUGUACUCACCGCCGACACGGAGAUCGAAGGCAAAGUGGCUCCAGCCGGUACUGGUGUCAUUAUGAACAUUGUUGGCCUUCAUCGCAACCCAGACGUGUGGGACAACCCAAUGGAGUUCCGACCGAGUCGCUUCACCGACGACGAGAUGAAGAAGAGAGAUCCAUUUGCGUAUGUUCCGUUCAGUGCAGGUCCAAGGAAUUGCAUUGGACAAAUUUUCGCAUCUCACGAGAUGAAAAUCACUGUCGCCAAGAUCCUGAGAGAGUACUACAUUGAGACUGAUCCCGAUCAUGAGUUGAAGCUGCGCUUCGCCCUGGUGUUGCGUCCUAUGACCGGACUCAUGGUACGGCUUCGCAAGCGAACCGAGAUAUGAACCACCCAUCCGGAAAGAAGAUAAACCCAGUCUAGUAUAAGAACAGCGCAGGCACGUACGCCACCAAUGUCCAGGUCCAGUGCUCUGUCAAAUGGUAGCAACUUAUUUUUGCUCAAUUCUCCAUAUUUUUGAGAAACACUCCCCUGCCCCCCAUUACCUUUCGUGCCAACUCUUCUACUCAAUAUUCCUGGCGCUAUUUUAGCAUAUUUUCGAGAAAUCCACUCCCCUCCCCCAUUGCCUUUUGUGUCAAUAUCCUACCUCUUCUCAGUACUGAAUAUUCCUUGUGCUGUUGGUAAUCAUUCGGUGACUGGCUUUACAACCCUGUAUUUUAUUAGUUUUAUUCCUAGUUUUUAGCUUUUGGAACUGGUUGCCGGGACUGAGCUGGUCCUAUAACUUGUGGUGUAUCUUUAUCGUAGAAUUUUUGAAAGGUAAACUAUUUUUCACUGUUGACUAACACAAUACCUCGUACAGUAGUAAACAUGUAUGUACUAGUUUUAGGUAGGAUGAUGUUCUCCACAUUUACUACUUAGUUAGCUUCUGAGUUUGAUUUGGCAAUAGCUACCUUUAUUUCCAAAUGAUUUUUUAGAAGUGAA